CCCCACAGCACCCCCAACCCCGCCGAUUUUGGGGUGCCAGCCCCUCCCCCCAGUUUCAGCAUGGACACGUCGGAGCCGGGCAGCGCUGCCGAGGACGAGGAGGAGAAGGUUCCAGAAGUUCGGCCCCGCACCCGCUCCAACCCCGAGGGCGCCGAGGACCGAGCCCCGAGCGGGCCGGGCAGCGCCGGGAACCGGGGGGAGGCUCCGGGGAACCGGGGGGAGGCCCCGGGGAACCGGGGGGAGGCCCCGGGGAACCGGAGCGAGGGCGAGGGGGAGGCGGCCAGCGCCGGGCACAGCCCCCCCGGGCAGCCUGGCACGGCCUGGCACGGCCCGGGCAGCGGGCAGCACGGGCAGCACGGGGAGGUGACCGUGAGAACACCGCGGGUGAACUGCCCCGAGAAGGUGAUCAUCUGCCUGGACCUGGCUGAGGAGAUGGCAGUGCCCAAACUGGAGUCCUUCAACGGGUGCCGCAGCAACGCGCUGACGGUGGCGCAGAAGAUGAUCGAGAUGUUCGUCAGGACCAAACACAAAAUCGACAAAAGCCACGAGUUCGCCCUGGUGGUGGUGAACAACGACGCCACCUGGCUCUCGGGGUUCACGUCAGACCCCCGCGAGGUUUGCAGCUGCCUCUACGACCUGGACACCGUCGUGUGCCAGUCCUUCAAUCUGGACGGACUCUUCAACCUCAUCCAGCAGAAGGUGGAGCUGCCGGUGACCGACAAUGUCCAGACCAUCCCCCCGCCCUUCGUGGUCAGAACCAUCCUGGUGUUCGGGCGCCCGCGCUGCCAGCCCCACUUCUGUGGGGGGGAGCCCGUCAAGAAGCUGCUGCAGUGCCCCUAUUUCUUCUUCGACGUCGUUUACAUCCACAACGGGGCCGACGAGAAGGAAGACGAGAGCAGCUGGAAGGACAUGUUUGGGUUCUUUGGCAGCCUGGACACCAAGGGCACCAGCUACAAGUACGAGGUGGCGCUGGCGGGGCCGGCGCUGGAGCUGCACAACUGCAUGGCCAAGCUGCUGGCGCAUCCCCUGCAACGGCCCUGCCAGAGCCACGCCUGCUACGGGCUGCUGGACGGCGGGGACAGCCCCGAGGGGGACAGGGACACCAGCUGAGGGGACAGGGACAGGCCAUGGGGACAGCCCCGAGGGGGAUAGGGACACCAGCUGAGGGGACGGGGACAGCCCCGAGGGGGACAGGGACACCAGCUGAGGGGACAGGGACAGGUCACGGGGACAGCCCCGAGGGGGACAGGGACACCAGCUGAGGGGACGGGGACAGGCCACGGGGACAGCCCCGAGGGGGAUAGGGACAGGCCACGGGGACAGCCCCGAGGGGGACAGGGACACGCCACGGGGACAGCCCCUAGGGGGACAGGGACACGCCACGGGGACAGCCCCUAGGGGGACAGGGACACCAGCUGAGGGGACAGGGACACGCCACGGGGACAGCCCCGAGGGGGACGGGGACACCAGCUGAGGGGACGGGGACAGGCCAUGGGGACAGCCCCGAGGGGGACAGGGACACCAGCUGAGGGGACGGGGACACACCACGGGGACAGCCCCGAGGGGGACAGGGACACCAGCUGAGGGGACAGGGACAUGCCACGGGGACAGCCCCGAGGGGGACAGGGACAUCAGCUAUGGGGACGGGGACAGGCCAUGGGGACAGCCCCGAGGGGGACAGGGACACCAGCUGAGGGGACAGGGACAGCCCCGAGGGGGACAGGGACACCAGCUGAGGGGACAGGGAUAGGCCAUGGGGACAGCCCCGAGGGGGACAGGGAUAGGCCAUGGGGACAGCCCCGAGGGGGACGGGGACACCAGCUGAGGGGAUGGGGACAGGCCACGGGGACAGCCCCGAGGGGGACAGGGACACCAGCUGAGGGGACAGGGCUGCUACCCUCUGAGGGGACAGCCCCGAGGGGGAAGCCACCAACUGAGGGGACAGGCUACCCCUGGGAGGACAGGCCACCUCCUGAGGGGACAGCCCUGCCACUCCUGAGGGGAUAGCCCUGCCACCAACUGAGGGGACAGUCCUGAGGGAAGGGACAGCCCUGAGGGCAAAGCCACCCCCUGAGGGGACAGUCCCACCCCUGAGGGGACAGUCCCACCCUCUGAAGGGACAGUCCCACCCCCUGAGGGGACAGUCCCACCCCCUGAGGGGACAGCCCUGACAGAGGGGACAGCUCUGAGGGCCAGGCCACCCCCUGAGGGGACAGCUCCGAGAGAGGGGACAGCCCUGCCAGCGAGGCCACCCUCUGAGGGGACAGCCCCGCCCCGUGAGGGGACAGGCCACCCCGAGGCGACAGCCCUGCCCUGUGACAAAGGCCAGUCCCCGUUUUUAGGACAUAUGUCGCAGCAGCGAUGGCAUUGGUGGGAAAAAUGCAGAUUUGGGUGGUUGGGGUUCGGGACAGGAGGAGAAAAUAAAACCCGAGGGGUGUGGGUGA
Molecule: messenger RNA, 2444 nt
Organism: Haemorhous mexicanus (house finch)
Lineage: Eukaryota; Metazoa; Chordata; Aves; Passeriformes; Fringillidae
Gene: BABAM1
Product: BRISC and BRCA1 A complex member 1
Exons: 8
Coding region: 61-1110 (349 amino acids)
Biological process (GO): protein K63-linked deubiquitination; double-strand break repair; mitotic G2 DNA damage checkpoint signaling
Cellular component (GO): BRISC complex; nuclear body; BRCA1-A complex
Source: RefSeq, a predicted model, not a curated record